AUGGGCUUCGGCGGCGUUCUUUUGCGCGCUUCCAACCUCUCCAUCCGUGUUCUCCAAUUCCUCGCCGCAGCUGUCAUUCUCGGCAUCUUUUCCUACUUUCUUGCUGUCCUUUCUCGACAUGACCAGGAUAUCCCGCGCUGGAUGAAAGCCGUCGAGGGUCUGUCCGGCGCUGCGACCCUCUAUGGCAUCCUCGGUAUCCUAUUCACUUGCUGCCUUGGCGGCGUCGCCUUCUUCGCCUUCCUCGCCAUCGUCCUCGAUGUCUGCUUCAUCGGUGCUAUGGUCGCCAUUGCUAUCAUGACCCGUCAUGGCACGCAAAGCUGCUCUGGUCGCGUGACCACCCCUCUCGGGUCUGGUAAUAGCAGUGAUGACUCACCGUCAGGGACAAGCUAUGGCUACGCCUGCGAACUGGAGAAAGCCUCCUUUGCGGUGUCCAUUAUUGGGAUCGUCUUCUUCCUGAUCUCAAUUCUUCUUCAAGUCCUCUACGCCCGAUAUCACAAGCGCGAGAAGCGCUUUGGCCCCUCCCCCGCAAACGGCUACACCUCCGGCACUACCCGGGGCUUCGCUUUCUGGAGAAGAAACAAGAACAACCCCGACACUGCUAGUGCUGAUGACAUGCUGCCUUCGCAUCCAUUGCCCAGGGAUGUGGAGCUUGGUGCGAACGGCACAACGGCAGCAGAGAAGGAAGAUGGCUUGAAUGGUACCAAUGUCGGCGCUACUACCGGCAGUGGUGGAUAUAUGCCGUGGAGAAGCAAUGUGAAUGGUGGUACUACCACUGCGGGACAGACUGGGACUUACGGAUAUGGAAAUUCGGCAUAUACGGGGAAUUAUUAA
This is a messenger RNA of Aspergillus niger, 831 nucleotides long. RefSeq lists its product as uncharacterized. The record is from RefSeq and is a predicted model, not a curated record. The coding region runs from base 1 to 831 and encodes 276 amino acids. The transcript has 2 exons. NCBI's taxonomy places the organism in Eukaryota, Fungi, Ascomycota, Eurotiomycetes, Eurotiales, Aspergillaceae.